AUGAGAGUGUUUACCAUCUUUGGAGUGCUGAUUGGCCUUGUGGUCGCCCAAGAGACGGGCAACCAUCCAGAAUGGCAGCGAUGGUGUGGUAAGGCCUAUCAGCCGCACUUUGAACCUGGAGGCCAGACCGUCGAGCCGGACAAGCUCCCUGGCGGCCCGGCUCUCGAUAUCCAGUUCAAGCCCCGGUACAGCAUCUAUCUGGAAAGCGAGAAGCAGGCGGAAUUCGUUGUCAACGCGGGCAUUUCCAAGUGGCACGGCCAGCCGUGGCCAAGCCUGAGCACUCCCGGUGCGGCCCCUCGGGUCGUCUUCACAAUCAACCUCGUAUCCAACAAUGACCUUCUUGUGUCGGACAGCGUCAAUGUCAGCACCACCGGCAACGUCUUUGCUUUCAAUCUGAGCAAUCUCCAACCCAGCCUCGAUCCAUACGAGGUCGUCCUCUUUGGGGCAACGGAAGACGGCGCCUCCAACGUCACUGUCACAAGUGAACUUAUGUUUCUUCCGGAAAAGACCAAAGGCAGCGUAGCAAAGUUGGACAACCUGAAUGGUGGCUUUUUGUUCCGCAGCCCAGCCACCGGGAACAACUUUGAGCCAUUCCUCCCCUAUGGGUACUACGCCUCUUGCGACAGAUUCCUCUGCGACAAGGACUACAUCCAAAAGGUCAAGGCGUACAAGGACCUGGGGCUGAACAGCAUGGUGUCGUUGACGACGGUGCAAAACUCGCGCGCGACAUACGAAUACAUGGAUACCCUGGACCUGCGCUACAUGUAUGACUUGAGAGGCUCGUAUAAGAACCUGACGGCGGUUGAGGAGCAGGUUUCUGUGAUUCGGGAUUUUGAGGGCCUCUAUUCGUACUGGGGCGCGGAUGAGCCCGACGGCCACCAAGAUCCCUUUGAUCUCCUCCCCGAGGCGCGCCGUCUCAUCCGCCAGCUUGACCCCUACCACCCCGUCUCCGUCACCCUCAACUGCCAAAACUUCUACUACAAGGAGUAUACGGCGGGCGCCGACUUUGUCAUGGAGGACGCGUAUCCCAUAGCCAUCAACAGCACCUUUAGCAAAUGGGGCACGCCCUGCAACACAACCUACGGCGACUGCGGAUGCGACAACUGCCAGGGCAACGUGCAGGAUGUGCCGAACCGCCUAGAUGACCUGCUUCAGUACGAACACUGGCUGGGGCUCUGGCCAAAGACGAAGGCGCACAACCCGCAGGCUUUCCACGGCGAGGACUACUGGUUCAGAGACCCCACGAAUGAGGAGGAAGUCGCCAUGAACGCGCUGGGGUUCAACCACGAUGCCAAGGUGAUUGCCUCGUGGGUGUGGCCAUUUAGCGAUUCUCUCGGCCAGAUCAUGGGCAAGUUUGGAUCGGCAGUCGCAAAUCAACCCGCGAGGGACUUGAUCGUCACGGGGAAAGCGAAACGCGUACACGUCGAGGGCCACCGUGUUGUUGACGCAGCGUACUGGGCUGGCGAGACGCAGGUGCUGGUAUCGGUCGUGAACGGCGGUUAUGAGGCCAUCGACGGUGAGGUUUCAAUCCCCCUGCCCAAGCUCUUUGCGCUCCAGACCAAGGAUGCUAUUGUCUGGGGCAACGGUACGUGGGCACUGGGCGAUGGAGAGGUCCGUCUAUCUAAGCAGAGCGCCAUGGCGACGAAUAUGAUCAUCCUGGGUGUGGGCAAGGGAAAGAGCAAAAGGUAG
This is a messenger RNA of Metarhizium brunneum ARSEF 3297, 1689 nucleotides long. The record is from RefSeq and is a predicted model, not a curated record. Lineage: Eukaryota; Fungi; Ascomycota; Sordariomycetes; Hypocreales; Clavicipitaceae.